Molecule: messenger RNA, 270 nt
Organism: Eruca vesicaria subsp. sativa (arugula)
Lineage: Eukaryota; Viridiplantae; Streptophyta; Magnoliopsida; Brassicales; Brassicaceae
Source: the annotation of a GenBank genome assembly
AUGCUUCACUUGGAUGAUCAGUCCUCUCUCAUCCAAGCAUCUGUAUAUGUCCAUCACCUAAACACAUUCCGGGAACUUCUAAGGGAGGGAGAUAUGUUCGAGCUUAGUGGAUUCGAUGUGAUGAGAAGCAACAAUCAUUUCAAGCUUUGUAAUUCCGUAGUAGCCAUCUGUCUUAACAAGUUUAGAAAGAUGGUUCAAGUGCCUGAUGUUGCUAAUCAAUCUCUACUGAGAUGUUCAGAUUCCGCACUGUUUAGCAACUCAUGUCUUUAG